GCGCUGGUUGUCAUGGUUUGACGGGCCGGUCGGUCGGACAUUGCGGCCUCGGCAGCGGCUCUCACCCAGCUCGACAAAAUGGACAACUCGGGAACCGGCGGAGGUUUGCGGGCCGGCUUCGGCCUCUUCGGCGGCGGAGGAGGAGGUGCGGGAGCGGCCGGCGGCUCCGUGUCAGAUUAUUCGCAGCCCGACCUUUCCCGUGUCCCCUUGACUGGGAUGAGCCCUCUGUCUCCAUACCUGAACCUUGAUCCUAGAUAUUUGAUUCAUGAUAAUGAUGAAUUUAUAUUACCAACAGGAGCAAAUAAGACCAGAGGAAGAUUUGAACUGGCAUUUUUUACAAUUGGUGGCUGCUGUAUGACUGGUGCUGCUAUUGGUGCAGUGAAUGGCUUGCGUCUGGGCUUGAAGGAAACUCGGGAUAUGAAUUGGUCAAAACCUAGAAAUGUCCAAAUCCUGAACAUGGUCACGAGACAAGGAGCUUUGUGGGCCAACACAUUGGGCUCCUUAGCUCUCCUGUACAGCACCUUUGGUGUUGUAAUCGAAAAGGUUCGAGGUGCAGAGGAUGACCUGAACACAAUGGCAGCAGGGUCCUUAACCGGUUUGCUGUACAAAUCUACAGCUGGGCUUCGUGGGGCUGCACGGGGAGGAUUUAUCGGUCUAACUCUGACUGGACUCUACGCUCUCUAUAACAACUGGGACCAUAUAAAGGGCUCGUCUGUGCGACACUCCCUCUGAGGCUACACUUUGGAAUUUGUGUGGGAAGAAUCAAGGUGACAUCUGAAUAGGAAAUAAGUGAAUGAGACCUAACAUCUAAGUUGCAUCAGCUUUAAAAAAAAACAAACAUUUAAAUACUUUAUCCUUUUUUGUGAUUUGAUUUGGAAAGCACUCACACAUUGUGAGUGGAUCACAAUGUUGUACUGGCUGAUUCAUCCCAAUCUCAUUGUGGCAGUGAAAUGAGCAGAAUCAGAACAAUUCCAAAUUCCACCAGGCAAGGCUUUUGAGAUUAGCAAUUCCAAAUAGAACGGAUCAGUGUAGAAGGACGCUCCAUUGGCAGAAAUUGGAGACUGCACUUGCAAUGAGCAGAAUGAUGCAACAAACAUUGGAUUAGAAUCUCCAUGCCAUUAUAACUGUUGGGUCAUUGCCACCAGACCCCAUCCCUCUCAAAUGUUUUUAAUGGCCAAUUUUGUUCUUUAGUUGUAUAAUAAUGUCUGGAUCGGUUGGAGAUAUCAAUAUAUCAUGGACUGCUCUGGACGUCCAUUCUAUAUUAAAUUCUGGUAUUGGGCAUCUCUCAACCUCUGCAGUGGUAUAGACCUGCCAGCAUUGGUGCCUUUACCCAGACCAGUGUGUCUGAUAUAUAUGAGCAGCAACCUCAUGGACUGUACCGAUUGUCCGCACAUUGUUCUGUUGGUCUCUGACGCAGCCAAUUUGUCUGCUCUGACAUAAUUAUGGCAAAGGAGUUGAUCAGAUGGUUUCCUCUCACUUCCUCUACUGUGUAGCACUUGCUGAGAAUGGACUAGCUAACCUCUUGCCUUUGUACAGUUCAGCCCAGUUCUGUCUGGUGUUGUGGCUUUGUGGAAUGCUUCACUCAUCAGCAUUUAUAAUUGUGUUGGGGGUGUAACAAUGCCACAGCUGCUCCUACCUACUUGUUUUUUUUCUUAUCACUUCAGAAUCAAGUUUCUCCCCAAUAAAACAGAAAAUGUGCAUGCAAUCUGUUUUUUUAUUGGUGUACUUCCCUUUAGAGAAAGCUGUGUAAAUACUCAGUAAUUAUGUAUAUGGACAUGCUUUAGAAAAAAUGAGCAAUAGUUGUGAAGAAAAUGGUGACUUGGAAAGGGAAAACCAAGGUUAACAACUGAAAAUAAAGAUGUUGAGAAUGGAUGUCAAAGAGGGAAAUUGUCUUCUGAUCACUUGUAAAAUAUUGGAGGAAUCCAGAGAAAGGUGCACAGGGACACGGCAACGAAAGACCUUGUGGGCUGCUCCUUGAAUUGUUACUAGUUAUUUGGGUCAAAGACUCCAUCCCUUUUUAACUGUUCUAUUUGUAUGUUUUGUUUUAAUCAAAUGUAUUCUAUCACGAGGAAUCUAGUCACAAACUGUAUGGCAAGCACAGCACAGAAUAAAGGAUAUUUAUUGUGUAAAAAAA
This is a messenger RNA of Leucoraja erinaceus (little skate), 2134 nucleotides long. Its product is annotated as mitochondrial import inner membrane translocase subunit Tim23-like. The coding region runs from base 79 to 732 and encodes 217 amino acids. Gene Ontology annotation, molecular function: transmembrane protein transporter activity. The record is from RefSeq and is a predicted model, not a curated record. The transcript has 7 exons. Lineage: Eukaryota; Metazoa; Chordata; Chondrichthyes; Rajiformes; Rajidae. Gene Ontology annotation, biological process: protein import into mitochondrial matrix. Gene Ontology annotation, cellular component: TIM23 mitochondrial import inner membrane translocase complex; mitochondrial inner membrane.